Messenger RNA from Aspergillus chevalieri, 261 nucleotides. RefSeq lists its product as uncharacterized. The coding region runs from base 1 to 261 and encodes 86 amino acids. NCBI's taxonomy places the organism in Eukaryota, Fungi, Ascomycota, Eurotiomycetes, Eurotiales, Aspergillaceae. The transcript has 3 exons. The record is from RefSeq and is a predicted model, not a curated record.
AUGAUGGACGAGUUUCGCGAUGAGUGCAAGUUAGCCUGGCGAAGUUUGGGACUAAAUGGAAAUUCAGCCAUGGAAGAGAAUGCGAUUGACCUUAAAGUCCCGGAAGGUCGCCAGGAUUUCAUUAAUCUAACCCUGCGUCAGAUCAAACCGGAAGACCAGCUAGAAUUCUUUCGUGAGAUUAGUUACGCUAUUGUCUGCCGACCAGAUGCGUAUUGCCAACAAGCUGAUACAGUUGUUGCACACCGACGGCUUCAACAUUGA